Molecule: messenger RNA, 2830 nt
Organism: Neocloeon triangulifer
Lineage: Eukaryota; Metazoa; Arthropoda; Insecta; Ephemeroptera; Baetidae
Gene: Rrp42
Product: exosome complex exonuclease RRP42
Exons: 7
Coding region: 136-1014 (292 amino acids)
Biological process (GO): U5 snRNA 3'-end processing; nuclear mRNA surveillance; nuclear polyadenylation-dependent mRNA catabolic process
Cellular component (GO): cytoplasmic exosome (RNase complex); nuclear exosome (RNase complex)
Source: RefSeq, a predicted model, not a curated record
CCCGCAUGUCCGCAUGCACAGCAUGUUCUUGUUUGUUUUCAUCCGGCUUUUUUGGUCCUCAGUGGUUUCUCGUCGAUUUUUCCCAAAUUAAAUUUCUAUUGAAUGCCAAUUUUCACUGAAAUUAAGUGAAAAAUCAUGGCUGAAGUUCUCCUAAGUGAGGCUGAGAAGACGUACAUUCUGCACGGUGUUCGGGCCGAUCUUCGGAAUGACGGUCGAACAUGCUCGGAUUUUCGGCCGAUGGAACUCGAAUUGGGUCUUGUCGAAAACGCCAACGGCUCUGCCCGUUUGCGUUUAGCAAACACAGACGUCCUGGUUGGAGUCAAGUGCGAAAUCGACAAUCCCUACGCCAGCAACCCAGGAGAAGGCAAACUCGAAUUCUUCGUUGACUGCUCAGCCAAUGCGACGCCACAAUUUGAGGGUAAAGGUGGCGAGCAGCUGGCGAACGAACUGGCUGCCCUGAUGUCCAGGGCGUACCAGACGAGGGAGUCGUUUGAUUUGAAAUCUCUUUCGAUUAUCAAAGGAAUGAAGUGCUGGAAACUGUGCAUAGAUGUUUUGAUCCUGGAAUGUGGAGGCAGUUUGAUAGACGCAAUUUCAAUGGGUGUCAAGGCAGCUUUGGCCGAUACCAAAAUCCCUAAAGUGUCCGUCAUAGGCAGCGACGGUGGAGCUCUUGAGUUGGAACUUGCAGAUGAAGCUGAUGGUCGAGAAGAACCAUUAGAAUGGACCUCAGCCCCAUGUCUUGUCACUUUAAAUAAGCUGGAAGAUUCUUUACUGGUUGACGCCAGUGCAGAAGAAGAGGCUUGUUGCGCAGCUGCCCUCAUAGUCGGUGUUUCUCCAAACAGGAAAAUCACCACAACUUCCAUUCCAGGCCACGGAAGUUUCUUGGCGGACCCUACCAUUUUUUCAAAGGCAUUGAAUUUGGCUGUUGACGUUGGAGUGAAACUGAAUUCAGCAAUUGAAGCUUCCAUCCGAAGACACCAAACGAUGAAACCUGCGCCCAGAGGUUUCCUCGACUAGGUCAAACAAGAUGCGCGUGGAGAUGCUGCCGGAGUAGGGACGGAGAUGGACUGUUUAUCACCACGAGCACCAAUUGACGGCGCCGGCUCUGGAGGCUCCGUCGGCGGCGGGCCACCUGUUGCUAGCCGAGGCACAUACCGAGUGCUCCAUUGGCGGCGCCUCUCUCCGCUCGCAUCAAAUUCAACCAAGCCCCUGUGCUUAGGCAAAAGGCAGCGCAAGACUGUUAGGCGGAUAGCCUAACCACGGUAUUUGUUUUUUUGAUUAACAUACUGGAAUGCAAUGAAACAUCAACAAUUUGUUUUUUAAUAAAUCGUAAGCUUUUCCAAAUUAAUAUUAUUUUAAAUUUAAACCUAAAAUAGUUAACAAUUAUUCUUAUUUUUGUUUUUAACAAAAUAUUUUUAAACCUUGUCAUUUAAAAUAAAUAUAUAAGUUUUGUACCAUUUAAUUAAUUAACUAUGGAUUUUACUGAUAUUUAAGUUGAAAAAUAAGUAUUUCAACAACAAAACUGUCAUAAAACUGUAGCUUCAAUUUAUUUUAAUUUAUUCAUUUUUUAUUUUAUGUAUUUUUUUAUAGAUUUGGGUUAAAUGGAGUUCAAUGAUUCUUUUGCAUUGAAGUCUAGAAAAAUCUGGUUAAACGCAACAGCUUUCACUUCGAUUUCCAUCCUUUUUUUCAAGGAACUCAAAAUUUCCCAAUGAAAGGUCACGAAAAGAAAUUUAAUAUUUCACACCCAAUCGUUAUUUACUUGCAAUUGCAAUUACACGGUGAUUUCAAACUUUGUCGCUUAAGGUGGAUUGUUUCAAAAUUUCCGAGCACAUUAAAGUGCCAAUUCGAGUGAGCGACGCUUUAAUUGCUUUUUGUGAUUACAUCCGUCGUGUCGCAGCCACUUUCGAUUUCUCAGCUGGGCGCAACGUGCAUUAUAGGAAAGGUUAAUCCCUAGAAGAGGCACAUUGUAUUGUUAAUACGAUAUCUGGCGAGAGAGUGGAAAAGUGUGAUAGUAAAAAGUACCUCUCAAGGUAAAUAAUCUGAAUAAUCUCUCGUACGUGCCACGCUGUAGAUAAGCUUCUUUGUCUUUGCCCGCUCAAGAGAAAUGUCACGUGCGUACCAAAGUCGCAGAGUUUCUUAUUAUUAUUAGCGAAGACUGCGUGUUUUCCUGCCGUAGAUUGAUUGAUUGAAUGGAACCGUCUGUCACAUAAAUUUAGCAAAUGACUUGCGCCUUUCGACUGUACAAAAAGCUAUACGAUUAAAAGCUUCCAGAAAGAAAAAAAAUAAAAUAAAUUGAGGAUAUGAAUUUUCUUUAAAAUUCAUCCUCAAAUAUAGAAAAAUCUGUGAAUUUCUAAGUUUUUGCUUCAAAUGAAAAGCAUGAGAUGGUUCUAAAUGUGAGAAAGAAAAUUGAGUAAAUGAAAAAACAUUCAGUUUUUGAAUCAUAAUUAACUGAUAUUUUUUUACAUAAAUUAUGUUAUGUGAGUUUUUUACAGGAAGCUAUAAAAUAAUUGUUCUUAUUACUGAAUUCUGUCCAUUGAAAUAAGAAGUGCAAGAAGAAAAAAAUCGUAUGAAAAAAUUAUUUUGUCAAUACAUUGUUUUGCAAAUAAUUAUAAAAUAACUUAUCUUCUUUGAUGAAUUUGUAGGGAAGUUUUAAAAAAAAAAAAAAACAACAACAAAAACCACUGACGUUAGUAAAGAAUUUUUCAUUAAUGUAUCAGUAGCAAAUGUUAUUUCUAUUUAUUAUUGUCUUAAAUUGCUUUUGUUGUAUAUUUUAUUUGUACAAAUCGCCAUAACAAGAAAAUAAAAUUUUCUUAAAAUAUCUUAUUUAAAAUAA